Penicillium vulpinum is the source of this 180-nucleotide messenger RNA. RefSeq lists its product as uncharacterized. The record is from RefSeq and is a predicted model, not a curated record. Bases 1 to 180 code for a protein of 59 amino acids. Lineage: Eukaryota; Fungi; Ascomycota; Eurotiomycetes; Eurotiales; Aspergillaceae. The transcript has a single exon.
AUGUCGACAUCAGUCGUUGAGCAAGUACCAAAAGCCGAGAGUCAUAAGCUUGUCUUGCAGCUUCAUGAAGCUAGUCUCGCUAGCCCAUUUUUGGAGAAAUGGAAUGAUCUCUCGGGUUUUAUCGAAGAGUUGCAAGUCAAGGGCCGCAUCUCUGCUACACAUGUCUUGACGUUGGCUUGA